UGACAAAAUGGAACCCACCAGCAGUGUGAGGAGACCUGAAAGUGGCACAUGGCAGAGUGUGGCGAUGGAGACAGCAGCAAUGGGAGGCCGUACAGGGACCCAUGAGACACUCUGGACCUGGCAGCAGCAUGAGGAGGCGGUACGGGGGCCCAUGGCAGAUUACGGGCCUGGCAGCAGCAAUGGGAGGCCCGUAAUCUGCCAGCACCCUAUGACAAAAUGGAACCCACCAGCAGUGUGAGGAGACCUGAAAGUGGCACAUGGCAGAGUGUGGCGAUGGAGACAGCAGCAAUGGGAGGCCGUACAGGGACCCAUGAGACACUCUGGACCUGGCAGCAGCAUGA
This is a messenger RNA of Staurois parvus, 341 nucleotides long. NCBI's taxonomy places the organism in Eukaryota, Metazoa, Chordata, Amphibia, Anura, Ranidae. The record is from the annotation of a GenBank genome assembly.